UAUAUAUUACUAAAAAUAUUCAAGUUAAAAAUAUAAAUAAAAAAAAAAUUAAAUAAUAUAGAAUAAUAUAUAAUUAUAUAAAAAAGAAAAUCUAUUUGUAACAUAUAAAAGACUAAUGAAAAAUAUGCAGUAAUAUCAUUAUUACUUAGUAAUUGCUAAUAAAAAAAAUGUUUACAACAAUUUAUAAAAUAAUUCUUGUUUUAUUUUUUGUAUGGGCAUGGACCAAUAAUAGUAAAGAUCACUUAGAAAAUAUAUUUAGCACACAAUAUGGUAGAUCACUGGCUGAACCUGAUAUUUUACAUAACGAGGAGAAUGCUCAAUCUAAUGUAGUAGAUUAUAACCAAAGUUCUGAAUAUAUUAAAAAUGAAGAAAAUUCUACAAAUAAAAGCGAUGAAGAAACCUUGCAAAUUGAUAAAUAUAACGAUAAAAAUUCAAUGUAUUUAUCCAAUAUGAAGCAAGAAUUAAUUAAAUUAUUAUCGGACCAAAAUGAUUCCAAAAUAACAAAUAUAUUGCAAAAUAAUUCAAACAUACAAAAAACAGAUUUACUACAUAUAUAUGAUCUUAUUAAACAUUUUAUUUCUGGUGAGAAAUAUUUACAAAUUAUAAAUAAAAGUUGUGAAUUAGCAACUAAAAAACAAUUUAAUCGUAAUACAAAUGCUGAAAAAUAUUACAACUCACUAUUAUACUUAUUGAAUACAUAUUUCUAUCUUGCUGAGAAUGAAAUAAAUUUUAAAAGACUGUCUAUGAAAUUACGUAAUGAUGGUUAUGAACGACCCAAAUUUAAAUCAAGUAAUUAUUUUAAUAUAUCUAAACUUUACAAAAGAAUAAAUAAACAAUUUAAAAUUAUGUUACUUAAACAAAUGAUAAAACAGGAAUUAGAUCCAACUGUUCAAUUGACUUAUAAAAAACGUUUUGAGCUACUUAGUUAUGGAUUUUUUUACCCACUAUCACUAUUUGUAAUUUCAAUUUUUACCUUACCAGUCUGGUCAAUUGGUCUUACGUUUACACUAAUAGGGAUGCUUCUUUACAUAUGUGUACAUUCUAAUUAUAAAAUAAUCAGAGAUGUACAUUUUGUAAAGCAAAUUAUGAAAAAAUCAAAACUAUUAGAUCAAAAAUAUUUGAAUUAAUUUGUACCUCAAAUUAUAACACAAAAAAAUAGUUACAAAAAAAACAAACAUUAUUGUUUUUCAUUUGAAUAUGUUGUUUUUUUUAUAUUUAUUUAUUCAUUUAUUUAUUUAUCUUUUUUUUUUUUUUUAUGUCCCAUUUAGUAAUAAACACAACAUUCGAUUAACACAUAUUAAACACUAAUACUAAUACAUACCUAUCUUGUUUAAACUUUUGUAAUAUUCAAACGAAUAUAAAUUUAAUUAUUCCAUACCACAAAAAAAAAAAAAAAA
Molecule: messenger RNA, 1397 nt
Organism: Piliocolobus tephrosceles (Ugandan red Colobus)
Lineage: Eukaryota; Metazoa; Chordata; Mammalia; Primates; Cercopithecidae
Exons: 2
Coding region: 168-1127 (319 amino acids)
Source: RefSeq, a predicted model, not a curated record